Cladocopium goreaui is the source of this 2234-nucleotide messenger RNA. The record is from the annotation of a GenBank genome assembly. Lineage: Eukaryota; Dinophyceae; Suessiales; Symbiodiniaceae.
GUGCCUACCGACCCCUUGAUCUUGCAAAUCGACCAGAUCAUUCGCCAACGGCAAGAGGAGCUCUUUCACCGCCUGAGCCAUGCGCUCGAGUCCCUCCGAGCCGGCCCUGCGACCAGCGCUGGUCGGAGCGGCACCAUCGGCACCAUGGAGACGGUGGAGAGCCUCAGUGCGGUGAAUCUGCAGUCGAUCAACAAAAGUGAGGACUGGCAUAAUCUGCUGCAUGAAGCGCGCUUGGAAGAUUGUGGGGUGAAGCUCCAAAGUCUGGAGGCACCCGAAAAGAUCCAAGCAGAGGGCGCUCAAGCGCCUGAAGCGCCGGAUCCAAGGAGCCAAACACGUAAGGCGCAGGGAGCAAGAAAGAAGAGAUGGCAAGUGAAUGCGAUUCCACUGUUGGAGGAGGAGGAAUACGAGGCGCUUGCUGAUGAGCGUUCCAGGCGCCGUGCGCAGCGCACGGCCUCCACCGACGAGACAGAAGAGAAGCCAGUGCCGGACUUGCACACUUGGUCGUCGCACUUGGCCAACUGGGUCAACUCCAAAAACUUUGAAGGUAUUUUUGCAGCAGUGAUCUUCAGCAACUCUAUCUUCUUAGGCAUUUCUUUGGAGUAUGAAUCAGGGAAUAUUGGCCUCGACCCGCCGCCGAUCUUUAAGGUCUUUGAUCUCACUUAUGCAGCGUUGUUUACGCUGGAGCUGCUGCUGAAGAUCUGGGUGGAUGGACGGAACUUCUUCUGCACCAAGGAUCGAGGGACGAUAUUUUGGAACUACUUGGAUCUCACCAUCGUUUGCACCUCGAUGGUUGAAGUGAUCUUCGACAUUCUCCUGGUGGUUCAAGCAGGUGACAGUGAAACUCGCAUCGCUCCCACGAAUUUGAUCCGUGUCGUGCGCAUCGUGCGGGUGCUUCGCGUCAUGCGAGUCAUUAAGGUGGUGAAAUUUAUAUCUGGUCUCACCUCGCUGAUCAGUUCCAUCCUAUCCACCCUAAAGUCCUUGUUGUGGAGCUUGCUGCUGCUCUUGAUGGUCAUCUAUGUGUUUGGAAUCCUCUUCACAGACACCGUCAUAGGCUACACCAGCCUCCAUAACGUGGACACCGUGGCAGAAGGUUCCAUGGAAGCAGAUCUCCUGACGCACUUCGGGUCCCUGCAUCUCUCGAUGCACACGCUCUUCCGUUCUGUCACCGGGGGAGUGGACUGGGGGGAUAUGGCCAACUUGCUCAUCUACAUCAAUUGGAUCUGGGGCUACUUUUUCACUGGCUACAUAGCGUUCUCAUAUUUCGCGGUCCUAAAUGUCAUGACUGCCGUGUUUUGCAAACGGGCCAUUGAGAGUGCCGAGCAGGACGAACAGAACAUCAUGCAGAGAUUUCAUGAAGAUCAGAAGCGAUCCAGGAAGUGUAUCGAGCAACUCUUCCAUAUCUUUGAUGGUCUCGAGGCGGAUGGAGCCAUUACGCUCUGCGAGCUGGAGAAUUUCUUCGAACAGGAAGAGGUUCGAGCGAUGUUCCAAUCGCUGGACCUCAGUGCCAGGGAUAGCUGGACGCUCUUCAAGCUUUUGGAUGAAGCAGGCAAUGGUGACAUCAAUCUCUCGGAGUUUAUGGAAGGUUGUCUGCGACUUCGUGGACCUGCAAAGGCUCUUGACAUUGCCUGCGUGAUGGAUGAGAGCAGGCGGAUCAAGAGAAAGGUCUUCUUGGCGGACGAACGCUUACAGCAACUGGAAAGCCAGAUGGGCUGCCUGCUGACAAAAGGCCUGCCGGUCGCCCAGGGCAACGACGCCGGGCCGAAAUAUCACGAAGGUGUUAAGCGCGAGAAGGCACUUCAGUUGCCAGACCAAGAGUUUGACCUGCCGUAUGACGUAGGUCCGGAUCUGGACUUUGACGUUCAUCCACAGAUUCUGCUCCCAGGGACUCUGCUGACCUGAACUGUCCAAGACAGGAUUUGUACAGGAUCUACUCCAAGUGGGUUGAUGAGUUGUGCUUUAACCAUCAACCUUUGUACCUUUUUCAUGGGUCGAAGUCAAUGGUCCAAUGGAUCAAUGGAUCAAUGGAUGGUCACUCCGAAUUUCAUCAUUUCUGGGUUGACCGCCCAAUGACCCGACCCAUGGCUGUCAGUAGCUGGUUUAAUCCUUCCAAGCGAAGGUUCGCUUCAGUUUGCCACGAUUGGUGCCCGGGUCGCGAAGCGCCGGGGGCCGUCGCGCCGUCGCUACGUCUGUAAUGGUUCUGUUAACGAAGGCCAUAGCCUGAAGGGCGUCCUGGC